Balaenoptera musculus (blue whale) is the source of this 421-nucleotide messenger RNA. RefSeq names its product peptide YY (gene PYY). Lineage: Eukaryota; Metazoa; Chordata; Mammalia; Artiodactyla; Balaenopteridae. The coding region runs from base 56 to 349 and encodes 97 amino acids. The record is from RefSeq and is a predicted model, not a curated record. The transcript is spliced from 4 exons. Gene Ontology annotation, biological process: neuropeptide signaling pathway; feeding behavior. Gene Ontology annotation, molecular function: neuropeptide Y receptor binding; neuropeptide hormone activity. Gene Ontology annotation, cellular component: extracellular region.
UGGGACUCCUCUCGCCUUCCAUCUCCUGAUCAUCUCUGCCUCUGGAGCUGUCGCUAUGGUGACGGUGCGCAGGCCGUGGCCCGCCAUGGCCACAGUGCUGCUGGCCCUGCUCUUCUGCCUGGGGACGCUGGUCGACGCCUACCCCCCCAAACCCGAGGCUCCCGGCGCACUCGCCUCGCCGGAGGAGCUGAAGCGCUACUACCUCUCUCUGCGCCACUACCUCAACCUGGUCACUCGGCAGCGGUACGGGAAACGUGACAUCUCGGAAGCUCUACUCUCCAAACUGCUCUUCCCCGAUCCCGAGGACCGACCCGUCAAGUCGCGGCCAGAAGGCGCCUACCUGUGGUGAAGACCCCCAAGGCCUCCUGAGAGAUAUGCUAAUGCACCGACCUCAUUUGCAUGUUUGCUCCUGACCCCGGAA